AUGCUCGAGGCAAAUACCGUCUCGAUCCUAGUCCUAGCAUUCUUAAUCCUCUUCCCAAUCUUCUUAAUUCCGAAACUAAAAGGAUGGACCCACACAUCCCAAUCCACAAUCCUUCCACGGCUACGCCUAUGGCGCAAACGCCAAUCCAGCGAGAUCAUCUCGCUACGCAUGUACCCAAUUAAAUCCUGCCGCGGCUUCGAGGUCCAGAAGACUGUUCUCAAAGAACACGGUCUCGACCUCGACCGCCGCUGGAUGCUCGUCGAUGCCGCGACGAAUGAGUUCUUGACUAUCCGCCAAAUCCCAGAUAUGACACGCAUUGGCACGGCUUUGAGCGACGAUGGCCUGGAUCUGCUCGUUACUAUCCCGGGCGCUGAGAGCGUGCAGACUGUUCGCGUGCCGUGCCAUCCGUCGCAUGACUGGUUGGCAAAUAAUACGACCGUGGCACCAGUCAAAAUCUGGGAUAGUGAUACAGAUGGGUAUAUCUACAGCGACAGCGUCAAUGCCCCCUUCUCUGCGUUCCUGGGGCGACCAGUCGCGCUGGUUUACAAGGGUCCGACACCGCGUGUUCUAAAGGGAAACGGCGCGCCUAAACUUCUGGGCCGUGUCCAGACAACCGGAUUCCCUGAUGUCUUCCCUAUCCUUGUCGCCUCGGAAGCGUCGCUCUCGGAACUGAACGUCCGUCUCCGUCAAAAAGGCGUAGACCCAAUUACCGUCGAGCGGUUCCGACCUAACAUCGUCAUCCGGGGUGAAUCGCCCUGGAGCGAAGACUCCUGGAAAACAGUCCGGAUUAGCGCGGAGAACAAAGCGCCGCUGGAUCUGGAUAUUGUGGCGCGGUGUGCGAGGUGCCUGGUGCCGAAUGUGGAUCCGGAUACGGCGGCUAAGCAUAAGAAGCAGCCGUGGGAUAUGUUGAUUUCGUAUCGUAGGGUCGAUGAGGGUAUUAAGUGGAAGCCUUGUUUUGGGAUGUUGGGUGCGCCGAGGAGUGAGGGUGUUGUUGAGGUGGGUAUGCGGUUGGAGGUUUUGGAGGAGACUAACGAGCAUCGGUAUAUUACUGGGUUUUGA
Molecule: messenger RNA, 1059 nt
Organism: Penicillium cinerascens
Lineage: Eukaryota; Fungi; Ascomycota; Eurotiomycetes; Eurotiales; Aspergillaceae
Product: MOSC domain-containing protein
Exons: 1
Coding region: 1-1059 (352 amino acids)
Molecular function (GO): pyridoxal phosphate binding; catalytic activity; molybdenum ion binding
Source: RefSeq, a predicted model, not a curated record